GGGGCUGUUGAUAUCAAUAUGGCGGUUGUCAGCCAGACAAAGACAGUCAGUCUGAUGUGAUUGAGACAAGGGAGAUUUUCAGGGGGAGACUGGGAGAUAGGGGCCUCCCCUCCCCCUUCUCCUCUUCCUGCGCGGACCUCAACCCCUCCCCAGGCCCCUCCCGCCUGGCGCCCCACGCGGAAGACACCCCUCCCCCUCCCGCUUUCCCCUCCUCCCUAUCUCAGCCCUUAGUACUGGGACGUUGGGGAGGGGGCUGUGUCGCGCGGAGAGAACUCAGCAACGAUUCCGAGGGUUCUUUCUAGAUUUUGGUCAUUGUUUGAAGAGGAAAGGGGAACAUGAUCAUAGAUAUUAAUGGUAAAUAACGCCGGUCAUCUCUAGAAAGGAUAUUGAUUCACCUCAUGUAAAGUAUGCUCAGUUCCUUCCCAGUGGUAUAGGGAUCUACGAGGUCUGUCCAGAAAGUAUCCAGCCAUGUCCUAUGAAAAAUAGAGGCAUUUAUUGAAGAAGAUACAAGAUACAUUGAUACAAGAUACAUUGUACAUAGGACAAUGACCCUUCAGUCCCCUUUAAGUUUGUUGGAAACCAUGUCUCACUAUACAGAUGAACCCAGAUUUACCAUAGAACAGAUAGAUCUGCUUCAGCGCCUUCGGCGUACUGGAAUGACUAAACAUGAAAUUCUCCAUGCCUUGGAAACUUUGGACCGACUUGAUCAAGAGCAUAGUGACAAGUUUGGAAGAAGAUCCAGCUAUGGGGGAAAUUCAUACGGGAAUAGUACCAACAAUGUUGCAGCCUCUUCCUCUACAGCUACAGCUUCCACACAGACCCAGCAUUCGGGAAUGUCCCCAUCACCUAGCAACAGUUAUGAUACCUCCCCACAGCCUUGCACUACCAAUCAAAAUGGGAGGGAGAAUAACGAGCGGUUGUCCACGUCCAAUGGAAAGAUGUCACCAACUCGCUACCAUGCAAACAGCAUGGGUCAGAGGUCAUACAGUUUUGAAGCCUCAGAAGAAGACCUUGAUGUAGAUGAUAAAGUGGAGGAAUUAAUGAGGAGGGACAGCAGUGUGAUAAAAGAGGAAAUCAAAGCCUUUCUUGCCAAUCGGAGGAUUUCCCAAGCAGUUGUUGCACAGGUAACAGGUAUCAGUCAGAGCCGGAUCUCUCACUGGCUGUUGCAACAAGGAUCAGACCUGAGUGAACAGAAGAAGAGGGCGUUUUACCGAUGGUAUCAACUUGAGAAGACAAACCCUGGGGCUACGCUAAGUAUGAGACCAGCCCCUAUUCCAAUAGAAGACCCCGAAUGGAGACAAACGCCUCCCCCAGUCUCGGCUACAUCCGGCACCUUCCGACUGCGACGAGGAAGUCGAUUCACCUGGAGAAAGGAGUGCCUGGCUGUCAUGGAAAGUUACUUCAAUGAGAAUCAAUACCCAGAUGAAGCAAAGAGAGAAGAAAUUGCGAAUGCUUGCAAUGCAGUCAUACAGAAGCCCGGCAAAAAACUGUCAGAUCUGGAACGAGUUACCUCCCUGAAAGUUUAUAACUGGUUUGCUAACAGGCGGAAGGAGAUCAAGAGGAGAGCCAAUAUCGAAGCAGCAAUCCUGGAGAGUCAUGGGAUAGACGUGCAGAGUCCAGGAGGCCACUCAAACAGCGAUGACGUCGACGGGAACGACUAUUCAGAGCAGGAUACUUGGCAAGUACGCAAUGGGGAGGAGGAGGAGGGAAGAAGUUCAGAGGGAGGCAGAGAAGCAGAGAAGGAUGACAACACUAGCCAUAGUGACCACCAGGACCCCAUCUCAUUAGCUGUGGAAAUGGCAGCAGUCAACCACACUAUCUUGGCCUUGGCCCGACAAGGAGCCAACGAAAUCAAGACAGAGGCCCUGGAUGAUGACUGAUCAGGGAGGGUGGACACGAGGCGUUACCUUAGUUUAGACGUAGCACCUUAGCAGACUUUCCUCGGUCCUUAACAUGUGUUCUUACAGUAUAACUUGCAGUCUCUUGUAUGUCAGUUAGCCGUUAGGGUCUUCUUGUUCCGUGAAGAUGGCAUGGUGCCCUCAGCCUUCGCAUAUACUCUCAGUAUUAACUCCCAGUAAGUAAUAAGCAACCGACCGACCAGACUUCCUCUCCCAGCCCCCGAGGCUAGAAAAUCUUGCUGCUCUGUCUUAGCAUUCCAAGAAAGUGCUUCCAGGUAUUUAGAUAGCCCUCAGUUCUCAAAUAUCAGGCCGUGUGUGAAACCUUGGGUACCUUCAGAUUCCUGUAACACUAGUCUGUGCCCCUUUCCUUCCUCAAGACUGACAGGGCGCAAGCUGAAGGGGUGUGGCCCAGGACCGACAGACCCCAUCUGGGCAGUGUCCGCGGAGUAGAGGGAACACUAGCGGCCCACCUCCGAGUGGGGCACCGGGUUUGCAGCUGCAAUAAGCCGUGCCUCGUCAUAGUCACGCUGUGGCUAGAUCACACUUCUCUGGGUGCUGUGCUAAGAGUGUCCGUGGAAAGACCGAGUCUCAGAUUUUGGUUGGAGUUAACAUGCCUGACACAGACAUCCAUUCCUCUCACAAGCUGUGCGGCUUAGUAGAUAAAAUACUGCCUUCUGCCUUUGGGACCACAAUUAAACAGCAAAAGACACAACUAGAAGUUACUUAAAAACACACCCCGGCUUGAGAGGCAGUGGAGGAAGCCAGCCGCGCGGGUGAAGGCACCGAGUCCAGCUCGCGGAGCCGCUGCCCGCCAGGGAAGGUGCCGCAGGGCCUCCCACAAGUUGCUUUGCCUCCUGUCCGUGUCCCCUGUCCCUGCCGCCAACAAAAGUCUGUCAAGGAUGGAGCUGAGGUAAAAAAUGAGUGAAAGAACUUUCGGUCUUUGUACCCAUUAACUGAAGGCCCCUCAGUAGCCGAGGUUGGUGGGGGACUUUCUAGUGGGAUUUUGCCGACUGACUAUCACAAAUGCAAAUACUUCCGCAGUAGGAGCCGGAAAAAAGGGCAUUUGCCACUUACGUGGUGGGUCUGUGAGAUGUGACGGGAUGUGACUGCUCUGGUGUGCUUUUUACUCUGUCCUUGUAGAGGUGUGGAAAGCUAUAUUGCUACAGGCAAUUUAUUUAAUAAUUGGAAGCCAUAUUGAUAAUGGAUGUGGUAAUAUUUGUAAAGUUUAAUCUACUUUAAGCAGCAGUGACUAAUGUAAUUUUUUUCCUUGAUCACAUAUGUAGCACUUUUGUUACUUUUUUAGAGAUAUUUAUAUUUGAUAAAUCUUUUUUUCAUUUUGAGAACUCAAAAUACCAAACAGUGAACUUGCGUUAUAAAGUCACCCUGUGAUCACCUUGUCAUCCAGCAGCAAAAUGAUGAACUGUUCAUGCAUCAAAGAAAAUUACAUCUGCCGGCCUUGUAUGAAAACGAUCUCUCAGCAUCUCGAUUAAAUGACACCCUGUCGCUGUGGGUAAGGGAAGCAGCCCCCCUCCCCCCGCGUCAGCCUAGGGUGUGUCCGGAACAGCAGGACUGCUGCGUGGUUUCCGCCUGUCUGUGCGCGUGGGAGCCUUGUUGAGAGGGGACUCCGGGGCUGGCUGUUACGCAGCUUCUGUCUUCUCGUGUGUAAUUACCUGAAGGUUUCUAAGAUAGAUGGAAGGUGCCAUUUCCUGGCCUUCCUCCCCUUGAAAUGUAUUCAACUUAACACCUUUGAGAGAGGGUGAAACUUACUGACCUUCCUCACUUUUCUUUCCUCCUUGUUAGUGAGACAGUUUUCCACUGGCACAGGCCAACGGGGCCGGCUCCGCGGCUGCCCCUCCUGCUGCAUCGGCGUGUGGGGGCCCUUGGGUGGGCUUGGAGAUGCCACUGUGGGAGUGUCUGUGACUCAGAAGAGCUGUCUGCAGGGCCUGGCCUGCCCUUGUGCGUGAUUUCAGAGGGAACGUGUAUAUACUUUUGCAGCUCCCAAGAAUUUAAGUAGAAUGAAGUAGCCUUUUCUGUUUUACUGAAUUUACUUGAACCAACAAAUUCAAGAGUAGCAUUUGUUAUUCUCAGGAAUGGCCUCCCAGUCAUUUUCUUUCCUGGUGUGUCUGACUUAUUUCCACUAGGAGAUUGUGUUCUCUCUCUUUCCUUUUACACUACUUAGAAGAAAUAUAACAUUGUAUCUUU
Messenger RNA from Artibeus jamaicensis (Jamaican fruit-eating bat), 4100 nucleotides. RefSeq names its product homeobox containing 1 (gene HMBOX1). Gene Ontology annotation, biological process: positive regulation of DNA-templated transcription. The transcript has 13 exons. Gene Ontology annotation, molecular function: double-stranded telomeric DNA binding. NCBI's taxonomy places the organism in Eukaryota, Metazoa, Chordata, Mammalia, Chiroptera, Phyllostomidae. Bases 546 to 1880 code for a protein of 444 amino acids. Gene Ontology annotation, cellular component: nucleus. The record is from RefSeq and is a predicted model, not a curated record.